AUGUCUGAAAAGUCCAUUGAAGAGCUCUUGAAGAAGCUUGCUGCCGGUGCGCAGCUCAGUGAGCCAGAGAAAAAAGAAAUGAAGGAUUACAAGUUCUGGAAGACUCAACCGGUUCCAAGUUUUGAUGAAACAAUCACUACUCAAGGUCCAAUUGAAACUAAAACAAUUGCUGAUAUUUCUACUGAACCAUUACCAUUAUUGAAGGAAUUUGAAUGGGCUGAUUUGGAUAUCAAUAAGCAAGAGGAUCAUGAUGAAGUCUUCAAAUUACUUUAUGAAAAUUAUGUUGAAGAUGCUGAUUCAACUUUCCGUUUUAAAUAUACUAAAGAAUUCUUAGAUUGGGCUUUAAAACCACCAGGAUAUCGUCGUGAUUGGCAUGUUGGUGUCCGUGUUAAAGCUACCGGGAGAUUGAUUGGGUUCAUUGCUGGUAUUCCAACUGAUUUAGAUGUUCGUUCUCAAGAAAUUAAAGCUGUAGAGAUUAAUUUUAUUUGUGUUCAUAAAAAAUUAAGAUCCAAAAGAUUAGCACCAAUUUUAAUCAAAGAAGUUACAAGAAGAGUGAAUUUACAAGGUAUUUUCCAAGCUUUAUAUACCGCUGGUGUUGUUUUACCAAGUCCUGUGAGUGUUUGUAGAUAUAAUCAUCGUCCAAUAAAUUGGAAAAAAUUACAUUCUGUUGGAUUUAGUUAUUUACCAGAUGGUGUUUCAGAAACUCAAAUGAUUGCUAAAUAUACUUUAAGAAAUCAAGGUAAAGUUAAAAAUUUAAGAAGAGCUACAUUAGAUGAUUUUGAAGGUGUUGAAUCAUUAUUCACCAAGUUCCAAAAACGUUAUGAAUUAACACAAAAAUUCUCCACUGAUGAAUUAAAACAUUGGUUAUUUGGUGAUGCAUCAAUUAAAAAUGAAGAUAAAGUUAUUCAUACAUUUGUUGUUGAAGAUGAACAGGGUAAAAUUACAGAUUUUUUCAGUUUUUACCUAUUACCAUUUACAAUUUUAGAUAAUAAAGAACAUGAUGAAUUAGGUAUUGCAUAUUUAUUCUAUUAUGCAUCAGAUGUUGCAUUUGACAAGGAAGAAAAAGAAGGUAAUCAAUUAUUAAAGAAAAGAUUAACAGAAUUAAUCGGUGAUGCUCUCAUAAUAGCUAAAAGUCUUGGAGUUGAUGUUUUCAAUGCAUUAACUACUCAAGAUAAUAAUUUAUUCUUACAAGAUUUAAAAUUUGGUGAAGGUGAUGGUCUUUUGAACUAUUACUUAUUCAACUACAGAGUCAAACAAAUCGAAGGUGGUCUAAACGAUAAGAACCAUGUCGACUACAACGAUGUCAGUAAAAUGGGUGUUGUGAUGCUUUGA
Hansenula ciferrii is the source of this 1332-nucleotide messenger RNA. It is a transcript of the gene NMT1, whose product is annotated as glycylpeptide N-tetradecanoyltransferase NMT1. The record is from RefSeq and is a predicted model, not a curated record. The coding region runs from base 1 to 1332 and encodes 443 amino acids. The transcript has a single exon. Gene Ontology annotation, molecular function: glycylpeptide N-tetradecanoyltransferase activity. Gene Ontology annotation, biological process: N-terminal peptidyl-glycine N-myristoylation. Gene Ontology annotation, cellular component: cytoplasm. Lineage: Eukaryota; Fungi; Ascomycota; Saccharomycetes; Phaffomycetales; Wickerhamomycetaceae.